This is a messenger RNA of Drosophila bipectinata, 2601 nucleotides long. RefSeq names its product ATP-dependent RNA helicase DDX54. Gene Ontology annotation, cellular component: nucleus. Lineage: Eukaryota; Metazoa; Arthropoda; Insecta; Diptera; Drosophilidae. Gene Ontology annotation, molecular function: ATP binding; RNA helicase activity; RNA binding. The record is from RefSeq and is a predicted model, not a curated record.
UCAGCUGUUUAUUGACGAGGUGGCAACACCGCCGUAAAUGCACGUGUAAACUUUAAGGCAAAACAAAAAUGGGCAAGAAGCAAGCCGAUGAGAUACCAGGGUUCCCCUCGCUGGACAAUGGUGGCGGAGGCGGACAGAACGACGAUAUUCUGAAGAGCAAAGCCAAGUCUAAGAAAAGCGGUGGCUUUCAGUCCAUGGGACUCGGGUUUGAACUGAUCAAGGGCAUUACCAAGCGUGGUUACAAGGUGCCCACACCCAUCCAGCGAAAAACUAUACCCCUCAUCCUCGAGGGACGCGAUGUGGUGGCCAUGGCCAAGACGGGCUCUGGAAAGACAGCCUGUUUUCUGAUUCCGCUCUUCGAGAAGCUGCAGCGCCGGGAACCCACCAAGGGCGCCCGAGCCCUCAUCCUCUCACCCACUCGAGAGUUGGCCGUGCAGACGUACAAGUUCAUUAAGGAGCUGGGACGGUUUAUGGAGCUGAAAACUAUUCUGGUGCUGGGUGGCGACUCCAUGGACUCGCAGUUCUCCGCUAUACACACGUGCCCUGAUGUUAUUGUGGCUACGCCAGGUCGGUUCCUUCACCUGUGUGUAGAAAUGGACCUGAAACUAAACUCCAUUGAAUAUGUCGUGUUUGACGAAGCCGAUCGGCUCUUCGAAAUGGGCUUCGGUGAGCAACUAAACGAGACAUUGCACCGCCUUCCCUCUACCCGUCAGAUGGUCAUGUUUUCUGCGACGCUGCCCAAGCUGCUUGUGGACUUCGCUCGUGCUGGACUCAACGAUCCGGUGCUGAUACGUCUGGAUGUCGAGUCCAAGCUACCUGACGCACUGGCUCUCAAGUUCCUCUACUGCCGCCCCGACGAUCGCUACACUGCUCUGGUGGUCCUUCUUAAGUACGUGAUUCCCCAGGAAGCGCAGACCGUAGUGUUUGCCGGCACCCAACACCACGUGGAGUUAAUCUCGUAUAUUCUCACCGGUGCGGGCAUCUCCAACACCUCCGUUUACUCCAGUCUCGACCCGGCGGCGCGUAAAAUUAAUACGGCAAAGUUUGUCAGCAAAAAAGUAUCCGUCCUCAUAGUCACGGACGUAGCAGCUCGAGGUAUCGACAUUCCCAGCCUGGACUACGUAGUAAAUCUUCACUUUCCGGGCAAGCCGAAGCUCUUUGUGCAUCGCGUUGGACGUUGUGCUCGCGCUGGUCGGACUGGUACCGCCUAUUCCAUCUUCUCCACCGACGACACCGCCCAUCUGCUGGAUCUGCAUCUCUUCCUCAACCGGCCCUUUAAUAUCAACGACAGCACAGCCAUGGGCACAAUUCCACAGGAUCUGCUGGAGGAGGAACACUUGACCGUGACUGAGAUCAAGAAGAGUCACCACAUUGCCGGAGUCUUACGGACCAGUGAGAACGCUUACAAGAAGUACCUUAGCUCUCGUCCCGUGGCCUCCACAGAUGCCAAUGCGCGGGUGAAAAAGAUUAAGUUCUUUGCCCUCAAGCCCCUGGAGGACUUCUUCACAGCCGCUCCUGUGUUGGCCCAGGCGGCCGAGGUAAAUGGCCAGACAAAGGAAUCCCAGUCCGCUGUGGCUGCUGCCGAGCGCAAGUUGCAGGAGGAAAAGCACGAUAUACUGGUCAAAAUGCGAAAUUUCCGACCAGGAGGGACGGUCUUUGAACUGAACACCACGCAAAAGUCUACACAGUUCCUGGUGAUGAAGGAGAAACGCUCCCAGCACGCCGAGGUGAUUGAAAAGUUCCGACAGCAGCGGGCCGAGGAGGACGACGAUGAAGCCAAGAAGGAGGCCGAGGCCCAGCAGCCAAGCUCCGACCGAAUGCCCACAGCAGAUGAAGAAGCUAUCAGCAGUACCUUUAACAAAGUGGUGGCCCCCAAGAAGCGCCAGAACAUGGACUCUUUGUACAAAGAAAAGCCGAAGAAGAGAAAGCGACAGGCUAACACCAAGGACACAGAGCACUAUAUUCCGUAUCAGUCGGCGGACAAGCACACGGAGGAUGGACUGGCCAUCAACACGUUCGAGCGGCAGGCGCAGAAUGCCGAGUUCUCUGUGGUCGACCGUAAUGCGGCGGAAGUGAAGCACAAGCCUGGUCUGAAGAAGUGGGACCGCAUCAAGAAGAAAAUGAUUUCGGUACAGGAUCCGAGGGCAAACAAAAUCCGCACCGAGUCCGGCGCCUGGAUACCCGCCUCUUUCAAAACGGGCCGCUACACCCAAUGGAAGGAGAAGUCCAAGAUCGAGGAUCAGUUGCAGCGGGAGAACGCGGGCAGCGACGACGACAACUUCAAGCCGCUGAGCCACGCCCAGCGCUAUCCUGUCAGUCGCCAUGCUCGCCACAAUGUCAAGCUGGAGCUGAAGAAACGGCUGACUGGCAACGACAAGGAGAUGCGCCGGCCCGAGCAGAUCGUCAAGUCGCGUAUGCGCCUGGAGUUCAUCAAGAAGCGCAACGAGGACAACGCAGAGCGAAAGGCCGAGAACCGAAAGCGCAGCAUGCGGAAGAACCAACGCCCCAAGGGCCAGGGGUCUGGCGGUGGAUCGCGGAAGCGGAAGUGACCAAUGAAGAGAGAAAGUGCCUGCCAAGUCCGGGAUCUUCGAAUGCUCCGCA